AAAGGAACAAAUUGAUUGUUCCUGUUCUCUUUCUUAAGUCACUUUAAACACUGUCCCUGAAUGAUCCUGUAGUAAACUGCUGAGCGUGGGACAGGGAGCAGGAGAAGCGUAAGAGGAGAAGAUACAGAUAUUACUGUUCCUUCUCGGCACACUCUGGAUAAUGCAGGCACAUUUAAAUCUAACCGAAAUUGAAGAUUCAAGACACAAACAGACGUAAAGAAGCCCAGCUUCCAUCCACACAGCCAACAGCCGGAAAAUAUAAAGAACAACAGUAUAGUUGCACCAUAUGGUGAGCAAUACACCGACCCCUUCCCACUCUACCAACGGCAAACAGAAGAUCUGCAUGAAUUUAAGGAGGUUCUAGAAAGUAGUUCCAGGUAAAGACAGAGCUCCCCCAGCAAGAUGUCCAGCAUGGGAGAAAAAAUGGAUUCAAGGCUGCAAAUCAUGGAAGAGGAGAAGAAUUUUUUGCAGUCUAGACUUCCUUUAAUGUAUCCAUGUUCUCACUUUCCUGCCUUUAAUGCAAAUAUGAUUGACUUGUGCAACCUUGGCAUACAAUACUAUAGGACACUGGACCAUUUUUGGGGCAGACCCAUAAAGCAAGAACCAGUAAUGACAAAUAUAAUGUGGCCAAAUGGGCCCCUCUAUCUACAUUCUUCCUACCAAAAAAACUAUCCUGGUACAAUGUUUCCAUAUCAUAUGGCACCGCAGAGCAUCCACACGAGGAACCAUUUUGCUAGUAAGAGGCUAGAUGAAGAUGCACUGCGUAAAUCUAGCGUUCGUGACAGCGAGGAUCAUAAACAAAAGGUGGAAAAAGUAGAUGUAAAUAUUCAAAUUGAUGACAGCUUUUAUGUGGAUAUAGGUGACCAAAAACGCUGGAAAUGCCCAUUGUGUGAUAAGUCAUACACAUCCAAAUAUAAUUUGGUAACCCAUAUUAUAGGGCACAGUGGCAUAAAACCCCAUGCUUGCACACAUUGUGGGAAACUGUUUAAACAACUGAGCCAUUUGCACACUCAUAUGUUGACACACCAAGGAGCACGACCCCACAAGUGCCAUGUUUGUCACAAGGCCUUCACCCAAACCAGCCAUCUGAAAAGACACAUGAUGCAGCACAGUCAAGUGAAACCUUACAGCUGCAGAGUAUGUGGCCGGGGAUUUGCUUAUCCCAGUGAGCUUAAAGUCCAUGAAAACAAGCAUGAAAGUGGGAGAGAAAAUAUUUGUGUUGAGUGUGGACUAGAUUUCCCCACCCUGGCCCAGCUGAAAAGACAUUUGACAGCCCAUAGGGGCCCUGUGCAGUACAAUUGCACCGAAUGCAAUAAAACCUUCCAGUACCCCAGUCAGCUGCAGAAUCAUAUGAUGAAACACAAAGACAUUCGGCCUCAUAUCUGCUCAGAGUGCGGCAUGGAAUUUGUGCAGCCCCACCAUCUGAAGCAGCAUUCUCUAAUUCACAAGGGAGUGAAGGAGCACAAAUGUGGAAUAUGUGGCCGAGAAUUCACCCUGCUGGCCAAUAUGAAGAGGCACGUUCUGAUCCAUACGAAUAUCAGAGCCUAUCAGUGUCACCUCUGCUUUAAAAGCUUUGUCCAGAAGCAGACGCUUAAAGCUCACAUGAUUGUCCAUUCCGAUGUGAAGCCAUUCAAGUGCAAGCUUUGUGGGAAGGCAUUUAAUCGUAUGCACAAUUUAUUGGGGCACAUGCACCUACACUCUGACAGCAAGCCUUUCAAAUGUAUCUACUGUUCCAGCAAGUUCACACUGAAGGGGAAUCUCACAAGGCAUCUGAAAGUGAAACAUGGUGUUACUCCGAGGGGGUUUCAUUCUCGAGGAGCAGGGAGAGGAAGAGCAAGUUUAUUCCGCUCUAUCAACCUGGGCAGCAUGGAACAGAAAGAACCCUUUGACCUUUCUAAAAAGAGGCGGUUAAAGGAAACCUUGUGCCAUUCUGACGGAGAGAGUGUAAAGAGCAGCUCUUCCCAAGAGGAUAAAGACGAAUCUCUCAACAGUCCUGGAAUAUAUGAACAGGACAAUAGAUACCCAAGAGAAGGGCAGCAUGGUCACCCAAGUGCCCUCACAAAGUCGUUCAGUCAGAAGCUGGAAGCUGCUACACACAGACAAAAGAAUGAUGAAAGAAUCAGUAACAGUCACCAGAAGGAAGAGUCACAUAAAGAAUUUAGCACAACGGAGAUGCAAUGUGAACUACCUGCUUCCGAUUAUUCAUAUUAUCACAAUAACACAAACACAGAUGAAACAUCAAACAAAAAGCUGAAAAGGACCUCCAACCACCACAACAACCACCAUGAUCAUUCAAGGAUGUGAAUUUAUAUCAUCAAAGAAUAUUUGCCGUACUCUUACAAUAGAAUUCAGCAAAAAAAAUAUAUUUAACUUUUUUGGAAAACAUUUUGCAUAUGUUAAAUCCAAAGAAAAAUUGGGCAAAUACUCCAGAUUUGUGUAGCUGCUGCAUUAUUUUACUACAUUGGCCUUCUAAACCUUCUGCCUUGCUCCUCAUUUGUCAUGGAUUUGUGUUCAGUGUUUCAUUGAUUUCAGCCUAAACCUUUUGUUUGCUCCUUGGCCAAUACAUAAAUUCACAUAAUAUAAAGUGUAUUCUAAAGAAAAUACAUAUUUUUCUAAAGCCUCAGCGCCAUGAGAUCUAAGGUGCAUUAAAGGUAAGUGUACAACAUUCCAGAUAUAUAUUUAUACAUAUGGCUUUAAAUAAGUGCUAUGUAAUAAUAAAUAAUUUUCAUUACAAAUCCAGUUUGAUGGAUUGUUUUUGCCCCCCAAACAUUUCUGCAUAUGCCCAAGAAAUAAGCAGCUAAUUCUACAAAUUCUACCUCCCAGUAGUUUUGGAUUUUAUCUGUACUUACAUUAGGUCCAUAAAUAUUUGGACAAAGACAACUUCUAAUUUUGGUUCUGUACAUUACCACAAUGAACUUUAAAUAA
Molecule: messenger RNA, 2925 nt
Organism: Xenopus laevis (African clawed frog)
Lineage: Eukaryota; Metazoa; Chordata; Amphibia; Anura; Pipidae
Gene: znf366.S
Product: zinc finger protein 366-like
Exons: 5
Coding region: 403-2304 (633 amino acids)
Source: RefSeq, a predicted model, not a curated record